Molecule: messenger RNA, 570 nt
Organism: Dryobates pubescens (Downy woodpecker)
Lineage: Eukaryota; Metazoa; Chordata; Aves; Piciformes; Picidae
Gene: ATP5IF1
Product: ATP synthase inhibitory factor subunit 1
Exons: 3
Coding region: 91-438 (115 amino acids)
Biological process (GO): negative regulation of ATP-dependent activity
Cellular component (GO): mitochondrion
Molecular function (GO): ATPase inhibitor activity
Source: RefSeq, a predicted model, not a curated record
CUGCGCAUGCGCGACCCGUGACGCGGUGGGCUGGGCGCGGCCCCGCGGCGGGGUGAGUCUCGUCCGCGGCGUUCCAAGGGCAGCCGAACCAUGGCGGCCGUGGCGGUGGCGGCGGCACGGGGCGGCCUGCGAGGGGCCCUCCUGGUGCAACAGCAGCGCUGGAGCUCGGGCUCGGGCGCUGACCAGCUAGGCGAACUGGGCAAAGGCGCCGGGAAGGGCGGCGGCGGUGGCGGCAGCAUCCGCGAGGCGGGGGGCGCCUUCGGGAAGAAGCAGGCGGCCGAGGAGGAGCGGUACUUCAGGGAGAAGGAGAGAGAGCAGCUCUCAGCCUUACGGAAACACCAUGAGGAAGAGAUUGAUCACCACCAGAAAGAGAUAGAGCGUCUGCAGAAAGAAAUCGAGCGUCAUAAGCAUAAGAUCAAGAAACUUAAAGAUAAUUAAGAUGAUGCUGUUCUUGAAUGUAUAUGGCCAAUACUGAUUGAAGACUGUAUGCUUUGGCCACCAUAAUCCAAAUUCAUGCAAUUGUACUGUGGUCUGCAGCAAUGUCAAAUAAACUACUCGGUCUCUUCUCUU